UUCGACGUGAGCGGACGUUUUGAGCGCGUGUGUUGUCGUGGCGGCGAUAAGAGAAUCAAGUGUUAUCAGUGGCGGCGGCAAAAAUUCAAAAAAAGAAAUUAUAUAGAAUCGUAUAUCAAAUACAUUACGAAAAAUUCCCCCGUAAACAAAACAUAAAUCAAAAAAUCCCCCACGAAAGCAAUUCAUCAAAUUAAAGUUCAUCAAAGUGCCAAACCGAAAAGCGAAUAAAAAAAUAUCUAUCGAAUACAAUGCAGCGCCACAAAAAGUGCUACAAACUGUGUUGAAAAAAUCAUUAAAAAAAAUUUAAAUUAAAAUAAUAAUAUAGGUGUAAUACCUUUCAACAUAAAAUAUACUUCAAAUCUAUGUGUAAUCGAAUCGAAAAUGGCAGACGAACAAAUCGCUAAUAUGGCAGCUAAAGAAGCCGAAGAAGCUACAAAUAAAUGGAUUAAAGCCAGGUCAACAUCAGCCCAGCAGAUGCCGCUGCUGCUGUUAACUGUGAUGGUUUUGGCCACGUUAAGUCACCUGCCUGCCAGGACGGAAGCCAGCAUGGACAGCUUCGGAGUGGCCAGCCCUAGCCUGGACAAGGAUCCAUUGCGGGAGACCAGCAUGAAUAUGAUCCAGCGUAACUACAUGGUGAUGCACUCGGCCAGUGGCUCUACCACUUCCGGGGAUCACAGUCGCUCCCUGAAACGGGCCAAUCUGGUCAACACCAACAUCACCUGCAACGAUGGCACCCAUGCCGGCUUCUACUUGAGGAAGCAGCCCAGUUCCAAGAAGUGGAUCGUCUUUCUGGAGGGUGGCUGGCAUUGCUACGAUCUGAGGUCCUGCCGAGCACGUUGGAUGCGACUGAGGCACCUCAUGACUUCCUCCCAGUGGCCAGAGACGAGAGAUGUUGGUGGCAUUUUAUCCCCACAUCCCGAGGAGAAUCCCUACUGGCACAAUGCCAAUCAUGUCCUAAUUCCAUACUGCAGCAGUGACUCCUGGUCUGGCACUCGCACUGAGCCAGUUACCACGGAUCCGGAGAACAGCUGGCGCUUCAUGGGUGCUCUGAUCCUCCGGCAAGUAAUUGCAGAACUCAUACCAGUGGGCUUGGGUCGAGUUCCUGGUGGCGAACUCCUCCUAGUCGGCUCCUCAGCUGGAGGGCUAGGUGUGAUGCUGAACUUGGAUAGGAUCCGUAACUUUUUGGUGAACGAAAAGAAGUUGCAGAUCACCGUGCGAGGUGUGAGUGAUUCGGGUUGGUUCCUGGACAGAGAGCCCUAUACCCCAGCGGCGGUGGCCUCCAGCGAGGCAGUACGCCAGGGCUGGAAGCUGUGGCAGGGAUUGCUGCCGGAGGACUGCACCAAAGCCCAUCCCACAGAGCCCUGGAGAUGCUACUUUGGCUACAGACUGUACCCCACUCUAAAAACUCCCCUGUUUGUGUUCCAAUGGCUCUUCGAUGAGGCCCAAAUGCGAGCCGAUAAUGUGGGAGCUCCCGUGACACCCCAGCAGUGGAACUACAUCCACGAAAUGGGCGGAGCCCUGCGCUCCUCGCUGGAUAAUGUGAGUGCCGUGUUCGCGCCAAGCUGUAUUGGCCAUGCCGUGUUGUCCAAAAGGGACUGGGUCAACAUCAAAAUAGACGACAUAUCCCUGCCCUCGGCUCUGCGUUGCUGGGAGCACUCCACGCGCCGCAAGAGACACGACAAGCAGGUCAAGCGAUCCACGGAGGCCUCCACAGCGGUGUCCAGUCCGUCGCAGUCAACCCAUCCGAAUAGCCAAAGACACCAGAGGCAUCAGCGCCAGCGGCAGCAGAAACAGAAGCAGAACAAUGUGGCACGAACGGAAAACCAGCGGAGGCACAACCACCUCAGCAAGGAGGAGCGCGAGGAGCGGAAGCGUCUGCGUCAGGAGCAGCGGCAGCGACGCAAGCAGCGCCGUCGACAGCAGCAGCGCCGCCAGGAGCAGAAAAAUAAGAAAAACAACAACAGCCCCAAGUCGAACACUGGCAGCGAGCCCCACAAGCAGCGACGUCGGCAGCAACUGACUCCGGAGCAGCGGCAGGAGCAGCGCAAGCUCAGACGCAAGGCGCAGCAGCAGAACAUGGAGUCCAACAUGCAACAGGAGCAGCCCCUGGGUGUGGCCCUGGAGGCGGAGGAGCCCCAGAAACGAAGAUCCUCCAACAACGCCUCGGCCAGCACCAAGUCGAAAAGAAGACAGAGGGUGCCACGGGUGCCGGAGAAGUGUGCCUCCCGUCUGCUGGAACGCUGCAGUUGGCCGCAAUGCAACCACUCCUGCCCCACCCUGACCAAUCCUCUGACCGGCGAGGAGAUGCGCUUCCUGGAGCUGCUCACAUCCUUCGGCCUGGACAUCGAGGCAGUGGCCGCCGCCCUGGGCGUGGAUAUGCACACGCUGAACAACAUGGAGCGGACGGAGCUGGUGAGCCUGCUAACACAGCAGGUUAGCUAG
Messenger RNA from Drosophila bipectinata, 2442 nucleotides. RefSeq names its product palmitoleoyl-protein carboxylesterase notum (gene Notum). The record is from RefSeq and is a predicted model, not a curated record. NCBI's taxonomy places the organism in Eukaryota, Metazoa, Arthropoda, Insecta, Diptera, Drosophilidae. Gene Ontology annotation, molecular function: hydrolase activity.